AUGUCUUCCUAUAUGGAGGGCAGCUCACCUCAAUCGAUUACCGCGCUCCUCACAACGUGGACAAACAAAUACCGAUACCGCGAUCUACGUCCAGCGUUACGCUACUCAGAUGAGGUGCAGCAAGCUAGGCAGGAAGACCUUCCAUUGGUAGCACUGGAAUCCACGAUAUAUACUCAUGGGUUCCCCUAUCCAGACAAUGUCGACCUGGCACUUGGAUUGGAGCAGGUCGUUCGCGAUAAUGGUGGAGUGCCAGCGACCAUUGGUUUUAUUGACGGCGAAAUCUGUGUUGGGAUGACUAAAGACCAGCUUGUUCGUCUUGCUUCCGCUGCUGGGAAACCCGAAACAAUGAAGAUAUCCCGUCGAGAUCUCCCAUAUAUCACGGGAAUGCGACUCGCUGGGCGGCCUAUCACUGGAGGCACUACUAUCUCAGGAACAAUGAUGAUUGCACAGAGAGCUGGCAUCCGUGUCUUUGGCACUGGCGGACUGGGCGGAGUACACCGUGGUGGUCAGGAUACCAUGGACAUUUCUGCUGACCUGACCGAGCUUGGGCGUACCACCGUUGCUGUGGUGUCGUCCGGUUGCAAAAGUUUCCUUGAUCUUCCUCGAACUUUGGAGUUCCUCGAGACGCAGGGAGUGCCCGUCUGUACGUUCGCAGAUGGUCGUACGGGGGAUGUUGAUAUUCCUGCCUUUUAUACGCGUGAAAGUGGUGUAAAAAGCCCUUUCACUAUUCAAAAUGCCAAAGAAGCAGCCGCGAUGAUUUUUGCUCAGGCUCAUCUGCGCAGCACGAAAGGUGUCAUGGGUGGGCUACUCUUUGCAAACCCGAUCCCUAAAGAGUUCUCAAUUCCCAAAGCUGAGAUUGACCUUGCUAUCAAUCAAGCCGUCCAAGAAGCUGCCGAUCAAGGUUUCCACGGGCAUUCAAACACUCCAUUCAUUCUUGCGCGUAUCAAAGACCUCACCAAGGGAAACAGUAUCCCUGCGAACAGGGCAUUGAUUCGGUCAAAUGUCAAAGUGGCUACGCAGGUAGCUAUAGAGCUUGAGAAGCUUCGAAGUUUCUAUCGUAAAGAAGACGCUCAGAGAAAGGCAGAGGAGAGAAACAAAUACGGAGACAACCCACCUGCGGCUAUGAUUUCCUCUAAAGAUAGAAAAAAAACGCAGUCACAGGAAAAUUCAGAUCCACCUACUAUUUCUUCUGAAGCUAGAAACGAGAGUUCCAUGAAGAAGAUUGUACUACAAAGCCCUCCAGAUCUCGUCGUCUUUGGUUCAUUAGCUGUAGAUCUUGCUUGCGAUCAUUCGCCCGUGGAUUCGACCAAUAGUACAGACGCUGGGCCCUUAAUGAAGACGUCUAAUCCUUCGAUUAUCAAGCAGACAAUUGGAGGUGUUGGGCACAAUGUUGCACUAGCCGCUCAUAUUGCAUCAGGGGCGUUGAAAGUCCGGCUCUGUAGUGUGGUGGGCGCAGAUUCAACUGGUAGCGAAACACUCACAGCCAUUGAAGCCGAAGGUCUGGAUACGACUGGUAUCCUUACUCACCCUGAGGCUCGUACAGCACAAUACGUUGCAAUCAACGACGGAAAGAAAGACCUCGUGCUUGCAAUGUCCGACAUGAAAAUUCUUAGUGAAGCCAAGCCGAAACCUUCGUGGGUACUCUCAAACGCCAUGACCGCCAAAGUGGCAAUUGUAGACGGAAACUGGGAUCCCAUGGAACUACAAAAGCUCUUCAUCACUCUCAAAAAAGCAAACAAAUCCUUGAAAACCAUAUUCGAACCAGUCUCCGUCCCUAAAGCAGCAAACCUCUUCAAAAAAUCAACAUACCACACCAUCGAGAAAGCAUUCCCACACAAUCUCGUCGACAUCGCCACACCCAACACCUUCGAACUAUCAGCCAUGUACACUGCCGCCAAAGAAAACGGCUUCCUCGAAUGCCAAGAAUGGUGGGCACUCGUCGACGCUUUCGGCAUCCCCAGCACCGGCGCACGCGAUCGCUUCGUGCAAAUCACCAACGCAAAAAUGACAGACGAAGGUAUCCCCCACCAAACAAUCCAACUCCUCCCCUAUAUCCCCACCAUCCUCACCAAACUCGGCGCCGACGGUGUUCUCCUGACCCAACUCAUGACUCCUCACGACCCACGCCUAACGGACUCGCAACACACACGAUAUAUCCUCUCGCGUAACUCGAACGGAACGAAAACCGUCGGCGGGGUCUAUAUGCGACAUUUCCCUACGCAAGAGGUUGUCAAGGAGAUAGUCAGUGUGAAUGGGGUUGGAGAUACAUUUUUGGGUGUUUUGGCGGCGGGAUUGGCGAAGGGGAAGGCAUUAGAUAGCUCUUUGAUCGAUCUGGCGCAGAAGGCUGCGGGAUUGACCUUGGGCUCGAAAGAGGCAGUGAGUCCUGAACUGAAGGAUUUACAGGAGGAGUUUGAAAGUUUACCGUAG
This is a messenger RNA of Glarea lozoyensis ATCC 20868, 2427 nucleotides long. RefSeq names its product Indigoidine synthase A-like protein. Bases 1 to 2427 code for a protein of 808 amino acids. Gene Ontology annotation, molecular function: pseudouridylate synthase activity. The record is from RefSeq and is a predicted model, not a curated record. Lineage: Eukaryota; Fungi; Ascomycota; Leotiomycetes; Helotiales; Helotiaceae. The transcript is spliced from 8 exons.